AUGGCACCUAAGAAGAGAGGAAAACUGGAAGUACUUCUUGUUGAUGCUCAUGGAAUCACACAUACAAAUUUUAUUGGAAGUCCUGUGUAUUAUGUGUUUUUACAAUGUGGGACAAAGGAAUACCGAAGCAAAAUGUCAAAAGGUGAUAAUGACAACGCGUUGUGGAACCAAAAGUUUGUGUUCGAUUUCCAAAUGUCUCAAUGGAAGAAGCUGACCCACAUCAAGGUUAGAAUCAUGGACAAAGAGCUCUUCAAAGAUGGUGGAUUCGUCGGUGAAACCAUAGUUCAUCUUGGAGGGAUAAUAACCGAAGGACGUGACAAAGGAUACAUAGAAGUUAAACCAGCUCCAUACAAUGUUGUUCUUGAGGAUGGUACAUUUAAAGGCGGGCUAAAACUUGGAUUUAGAUUCACUGCAACGGAUAAAUUCCAUAUUAAGAAGGCAUGGGAAGUGAAGAUAGAGGGUAAAAACAGUGAAGAGCCAAUGGUUUCUCCAGUUCUGAAUCUGAUAAAACUCCCUUUGUUAAGGUUCACAGCUGCAUGGUCAAGAGUGCAAGCUGGUACCAUCAAUGCAGAACUUCUUUACUGUUUUGUUUGGUCGUCUAUAGCAAUUUUCUACCCGUAG
Molecule: messenger RNA, 621 nt
Organism: Raphanus sativus (radish)
Lineage: Eukaryota; Viridiplantae; Streptophyta; Magnoliopsida; Brassicales; Brassicaceae
Exons: 6
Coding region: 1-621 (206 amino acids)
Source: RefSeq, a predicted model, not a curated record